UUCUUUUGAGAACAUCUAAACAGUACCUACCUAGAAGAAAACAUCCCAAUGGGAUAAGUAUCUUAUUUCUUGGUGCAUGGCUGUGGGCUAGUUCCAGAGUCUCAGGCUAUUGUCUUCUUUAGCCAGUCAACACAGAAAAGAAAUUCACAGAAUUUCUAUGUGACAUCAGGCACAAAGGAUAAUUUUGUCCACAGACCGAUGACCUUCUGACUACAACAGUAUGGAAAGUUAGAUUCCCACAGCCCAUGAUAGAAAAUGUCUAUUGUCUCCUGGGGAGGCUCAAUUCAAUAUUAUUAAGAAGACUCAUACUGAGAGGGCUUGAUGUGGCAGGGAUCAUGCAAACACUUCUCCCAAGUCCUUAAAGUGAUGUUGAGGGAGACAAACUCUGAGAUACUGUGUGUGGUGCCAUGGGUACCAUGUGCUGGACCUAGGAUUCAGAUGUCUGGCUGAGGGAUACUCAAAUCCAUCUUCCCACUGGCUAGAAGCAGCUUGAUGUGGUGUCCCAGAGAGUCCUGUGAAGGGUUCUGAGACUCGACAGAAACGAGAGGAACUGCUAAUGUGGCUUGUGUAAUGGGCUCAUAGCUUCUCUCAGUGGAUCUGAAGAGGUGGCACACUUUCUUGUUCAUGGGUAAAAGUAGUUGUGUUGUCAGUAGGAAGCCCAACAUUUACUUUGUUUCCAGUGACCCAGGAAAGGCUAUUCUAAAUUUCCUUACAGCUAGAUUCGGAAUCAACUUCCCUCAUAUUCUCUGCCCUGCCUCAUCCCAAACUCUCUGCUCCAGAAAGAGCAACCUGUGCCUGUUCGUGCCUUACUCUACCCCUAGCCCACUCUUGCCUUGACAGCCUUAUAUCAUCAAAGGCAGAAGGUAGAGAGGCAGAGUUCUUCUAGCCCCUCCCCCACUCUUCCUUUCUCUGAAUACCCAUGAGUCUGUUGACGAGGGGAGUGCUCGCUCACCCAGGCUGGUCGUCCGGUGACUUGCCUCUACUCCGUGGAUGAGUCCCUGUGGAAGAUGGAGCACUAUGGAAUUCUGGUUAGUCUGCUACUGGCUACUGUUCUCCCCCAAGUGUGCCAGAACUGUGUGGAGCUGGACUCAGCCACCCUGGCUGGUGUCAUCAUCACUGAUCUCAUCGCCACUCUGCUCCUGGCUUUGGGGGUCUACUGCUUUGCAGGCCAUGAGACCGGAAGACUUUCUGGGGCUGUUGACACUCAAGUCCUGUUGAAGAACGAGCAGCUGUAUCAGCCUCUUCGAGAUCGCGAUGAUGCCCAGUACAGCCGUCUUGGAGGGAACUGGCCCCGGAACAAAAGGUCUUGAGAUGGAGGUUUCUCAGAGUGCUAUAUCAACGGUGCCUUCCCCUUGUGCUCAACCAAUAAAGAUGUGUUCCUUCAGUCA
This is a messenger RNA of Rattus norvegicus (Norway rat), 1388 nucleotides long. It is a transcript of the gene Cd3d, whose product is annotated as CD3 delta subunit of T-cell receptor complex. Lineage: Eukaryota; Metazoa; Chordata; Mammalia; Rodentia; Muridae. Gene Ontology annotation, molecular function: transmembrane signaling receptor activity. Gene Ontology annotation, cellular component: membrane; alpha-beta T cell receptor complex; plasma membrane. Gene Ontology annotation, biological process: immune system process; cell surface receptor signaling pathway. The record is from RefSeq and is a predicted model, not a curated record.